UACAACAAAAUUGCUUUUCGACCAGAACGGAACCUUUUGCUACAGUGAAACAUGGCGAUGCAGACUGGGGUUGCGGCCUCCAAAGUUCUUAUACUCGUCGGGGCAGGUUUGACUGGUUCGGUUAUUUUGAGGAGUGGGAAAUUGUCAGAUGUCAUUUCACAGCUUCAAGAAUUGAUGAAGGGUGUGAAUGAAGCUGAGAUCUCACCUGGGAAGUAUGAUACUGCACUUCUUGCAGCUCAGAUACGACAAUUGGCGCAAGAGAUCAGGGAGUUAACAACAUCUAGACCUAUAACCAUUUACAAUGGAAAUUCUACCUCCAGUGGGAGUUAUGCUUCUUACUUAAUGCCAGCCGCAGCACUUGGAGCAAUGGGAUAUUGUUACAUGUGGUGGAAGGGCUGGUCCUUUUCUGAUGUUAUGUUUGUGACAAAGCAUAAUAUGGCAAAUGCUGUUGCAACUGUGUCAAAACAGCUGGAGCAUGUAUCUGAAGCAGUUACUUCAACAAAGAGGCAUUUAACAAAGAGGCUGGAAAAUUUGGACUGGAAGCUGGAUGAACAGAAGGAAACAUCUAAGCUUAUUGCAAACGAUGUAAAUGAGGUGAAGUCCAAUCUUAAUCAAAUUGGUUUUGAUAUUGAAUCAAUUCAUCAGAUGGUGUCUGGUUUGGAAGGAAAACUUGAAGUUCUUGAAAGCAAACAGGACAUGACUAUUUCAGGUCUGUCGUAUUUGUGCCAUGUAGCUGGAGACAUUAAGGAUGGAGUAAAUCCAAAACUUAUUCAGGAUAUUGGUGCUAAGCUAAUAGAACAUUCAACUGCUACAUUUGAGGAUAACUCAACGAAGGGGCUUCAGUUCAUUGCUGAAACCAAUGAGUCAAGUGCAACCGAGAAAUUGAUUAUUAGCACCAAGAAAAGUGAUGGUGACGAUUAUCCUGUCAAAAGUGUUUCAACUAUGAAAACAAGAAUUCACAGGUCUUAUCCAGUUGGUAUAUCGUUGACCCGAAAUGCCCUGGGUUCGGAAUUGUAAGAUUGUUGCGAUGCACAUAUUUGUUGCUAGGCAUACAAGAAUGUAUUUUUCUGGCUGGCUUUGAUUUGGGUCAUCACCUCUCCAGAACAGUAUGUUGUGUAGCUUAGUAUCCUGGCAAUUCUUUUGAAGGAAAAUGUAAUUCUUCAUGAACCAUUCGUUGUUUGUAUCAAUACCGAUUCGAUCCGAGCUCUUGACAUUAAUAAUACACUUCUUCGAACUAAUGUGUUUUCUUUCUUUUUGGUAAAAAGGUAU
Molecule: messenger RNA, 1269 nt
Organism: Ilex paraguariensis (yerba mate)
Lineage: Eukaryota; Viridiplantae; Streptophyta; Magnoliopsida; Aquifoliales; Aquifoliaceae
Source: the annotation of a GenBank genome assembly